AUGGACAACGUUAAUGAAAUAUCUGUUGAACGUCGACGUAGAUUAAAAAGAGAGUCUUAUACACAUCAGAAUGCUAAUCAAACUCCUGAAGAAAAAAAAGACGUAAAAAGCAGUGUAGAGAAGCAAAG
Racocetra persica is the source of this 128-nucleotide messenger RNA. Lineage: Eukaryota; Fungi; Glomeromycota; Glomeromycetes; Diversisporales; Gigasporaceae. The record is from the annotation of a GenBank genome assembly.